Molecule: messenger RNA, 4545 nt
Organism: Pelobates fuscus (common spadefoot toad)
Lineage: Eukaryota; Metazoa; Chordata; Amphibia; Anura; Pelobatidae
Gene: RABL6
Product: RAB, member RAS oncogene family like 6
Exons: 18
Coding region: 588-2768 (726 amino acids)
Cellular component (GO): nucleus; cytosol
Molecular function (GO): GTPase activity; GTP binding
Source: RefSeq, a predicted model, not a curated record
AGCCGCAGUGACUCCGCCUUAUUGGUGCUCCCCGGUGGAGGAAAGAAGAUGGCGGCGCAGCCAGAGCGAGUGGGAGCCACAGAAACAGAGUUGCCCUGCUGCACUGAAAUGGAUAAUUAGUUUGCCGUCUGUACAGUACAGUAAAACAUCUUGUGGGAGCUCAGCCAUUGACCGUGCGAUGUGAGCUGACCUGCUGGGAGGUAUUUCUGUACGGAUGUCAAGAGCAAGAGGGGAUUACUGGAACAUUCUAUAAUUUGAUGAUUUAUUUUUUUUAUAUCUACAUUUUUAUGAUUUUUUUUUUUUUUUCUAAACAAUUUUUCCUGCACAUGUAAGAAGUAAUUGGAUAAAAGUUAGAAAGAGGGUGACUUAUUUUAUUUGGAAAAACAUGGCGUGUGAUCACUUAUGAUGUCAAGAUCUCCGCUUCAGAAUUCAUCUUGCUGUCUUUUACGUGAUAUAUUUAAUUUUACCUUUGGCGUCCUGUGUGUGCUGCAUGGUGGUAUGGUUUAAUAGACCGCAAGAGGCUCUCAUUCAGGUUUUGAUUCCUAUAGACUUCUACUGGUAUCAUCACAUUUUAAAAGAGGACGAAAAUGUUUUCGGCUUUGAAGAAAUUAGUGGGCUCAGACCCUUCAACUUUUCGAGACACAAAAAAUAUCCCAGCAGGAUUGCAGUCCAUGAACCAGUCCCUCCAGAGGAGGUUUGCGAAGGGUGUGCAGUACAAUAUGAAAAUCGUGAUCCGAGGCGAUCGUAAUACAGGGAAGACCACUCUGUGGCACCGGCUGCAAGGGAAGAAAUUUGUGGAGGAAUAUAUUCCCACUCAGGAGAUCCAAGUCACCAGCAUCCACUGGAAUUAUAAAACCACUGAUGAUAUAGUAAAGGUUGAAGUUUGGGAUGUGGUUGACAAAGGUAAAUGUAAGAAAAGAGGAGAAGGUUCUCUGAAACUGGAGAACGAGCCGCAGGAGGGCGACGGCGACAUGGCCCUGGACGCAGAGUUUCUAGACGUUUACAAGAACUGCAAUGGAGUUAUCAUGAUGUUUGACAUCACUAAGCAGUGGACAUUUAGCUACAUCAUGAGAGAGCUUCCCAAGGUCCCCAAUCACGUGCCAGUGUGUGUCCUCGGCAAUCACCGUGACAUGGGGGAGCAUCGCGUCAUCCUGCCUGAUGAUGUGAGGGAAUGUAUCGAGAAACUGAACCGACGCCCUGGUUCAUCCUACAUUCGUUACGCUGAGUCUUCAAUGAAGAACAGCUUUGGGCUGAAAUAUUUGCACAAGUUUUUUAACAUCCCUUUCCUACAGCUGCAGAGAGAGACCUUGUUACGGCAACUGGAGACGAAUCAGCUGGACAUCGAUGCAACGCUAGAGGAACUGUCCGUGCAGCAGGAGACGGAGGAGCAGAACUACGAAAUCUUUUUGGAAAUGUUAGAAACAAAUAAGCAUCUGGCUUCGCCUGUAUCCACCAACGGCCAAAGUCCAGCCUCCGGUUCUCAGUCUCCAGUGGUCCCUCCGAGCACAGGGUCUCCUGAUAGCUCUGGCCCAGGGACUCCUCUGCAGAUAUCGUCUUUGAUUCCUGCUACUCCUCCUAUAGCUGCUUCCCCGCCACCUCCUGUGUCUGAUUUCCCAGAACCCCCUGCCCCAUCACCUUCCACUGUGUCUUCACCACCACCAACCCAAGCAACACAACCAAGGCGUGGAUUCAUGUCUCGGCUCUUUGGUUCCUCCACUCCGGAAAAUGUUCCGGCCAAAGCGGUAGACAGUGAAUCCCCUGGUGGCGAGCAGAUUAAAAAAGUGCAGAGCGUGGAGGAUUUUGUUCCUGACGAGAGCCUAGACCGUAGCUUUCUGGAGGAUAGUGUGACCCAAAAAGAGACGGAGAGAGCAACACCCAGAGAGAGGAAAGACAGCGACAGUGAUGGGGAGCUUCCUGGUACAAACCCAAUGGUUGCUGGCUUUCAGGACGAUCUUGAUCUUGAUGACAGACUAGCAGCGAAGACCGCUACACUCACCGUGAUUCCCAGCAAGAACAUCACAUUGUCCAGCGAUGAAGAGGACCAUACACCGGCUGUAACGAUCGCUGCAGACAAGGAUAGCGACUUGGAGACAGACCCCUGGAAAACUUCAAAGGUCACAAGCUCCCAGAUCCGUCCUCCGAUUCAACUGGAAAAACAGAGUCAGUCCCAAGCAAAAGCACCAUCUUCAGGGCCGACGUCUACCAAAUCCAAGAAAGGAAAGGCAGGGAUCCAGGAGGAGUCUGACAGUGACCAGGAGGGGCCAAUAGCCACACAAAUGCUGUCCUUUGUCAUGGACGAUCCAGAUUUCGACAGUGAAGAUUCAAGUCGUGUCACUAAAAGCGCAGAUGCACUCCCAGUGCUGAACAAUAUAUCUGACAGUUCUAGUGAGGAAACAGCCCCGUCACAACCUUCACUCACUCCAAAACCAAUUGUACCCGCUUUUAAAUUAAAGGAGGAAGCAGAUCUUUUUGGUCUGGGAUUUGACGAGAAAGUGACCAACGAUAAUCCCGAGGAAGAUAAAGAGAGCCGGAAUUCCAGACUGAAAAAGAAGAAGAAGAAAAAAUCCAAGGAGGCUCCAGAAGAAGACAAAUCUGCCAAGAAGAAGACCAAACACAAAAAAAGCAAAGAGAAGGAGGAGGGGAAGGACGAAAAAAAGAAAAAGCCGAAAAAGAGACCUGAAAAGGAUGCUUAUGAUGAACUGGAAGCCUUCCUGGGUGGUGGGGCCCCGAGCCAACCCCAGACGGGGGAAGAUUAUGAAGAGCUUUGAGGAUGGGGCCAUCCUUCCUUACAGCCCUGUGUCACUCCUCUUCCAUAAUUCCUGUCUGCGACCUCCUACAUCCGAUGCUGGACAGAUCCUUUUUCAGUCUACUGACCCCCUGGCUUUUACCUUCUGGGGGGGCAGUAUUUUACCUGCAGGGACUUGGUGACCAAAUGGUCCAAACCAUUAAAAGAAGAUAAAAAUGGCCAUUUGUCAUGCUGAAAAAAUACAUUCUCAACCAUUGGGCUGCGCAAUAUGGUCUGGACGCCGCCGCCAAUACAAAGUGUAUUUUAAAAUUGUUCUUCUCUUUGACUUGCAUCUUUGUUUUGGGUGACAGGUUUUGUUAUUACAAAUAUCUGCACCCAACCAUUUAAAAUCCCCCACAAAGAAAGGUACAGUUUUUGCAGCUCCUCGGUUACUUGCACAUUCCAUGUACCUCUCUUUACCCGCUUAUUCAAUAGCGGUGAUUAAAACAAAGUGCUGUCUUUUUGACACAUGCUGGUUUACAGAUUUUUUUUUUAUUUUAUGUUGUGUUACAUUGUGGUUUCCCAGUGUUAAAUAUACUUGAUGCAAUAGCCCUAAUGCAUGUAUCUCACGCGUCACAAUCACAGGCCUUUGGAUGUGCACCCCUAGAGCGAGCUUGCGCAGUAUUUGCAGCACAUAGUGACACCGGGCUCAUUUAGCGCUGGUGUCAGCUCAACCAGCAUUCCGUCAUUGUAUCAGUCUUCACAGAGCAAUGGAAAGACACACAGGUUUGUUUUUCUUUUAAUCACAGAGAAUAACUCAUGGUAACUUGGAGUGUUUUCUCUCUCCGAAAUGGCGGCCUUUAUCUUGCUCAGAUAAACAUUUUAUGCCUAUUAUAAUGGGCUUUUGUGAUUAACCCGGGCGACCUUGCAAUAUGUGUUAACUCUUUUAUGUUCACUGCUUUCCAUAACUCUUAAAGGGUUAAAUAAGGUGACCCUCGCUAACCUCAUGGUAUUUUCAAUUCAAUGAAAAGGCAAGGAAGGUUUCGGAGUUAUUGAACAGCAGAUGUGCAUUAAUUAAUUAAAUUUAUAGUUUGUAUUUUUUGUCAGUAAUUGUAGAGUGAGUGUAUUCUAUCCCAGUAUGAACAUCUCCAUGGAAACUUUCCUCAUUUUGUGAUCUGUUUGAAGUGAUAAGGUAAUUUGGAUUUGGAGUGGGGGUGGAUUUUGAAUUCCUCCCCCCGUCCCCCACAUCCCCUAAAUUUUUGUGAAUUCCAUAAUAAAAUUCCCUUAACAUCCCGUGACUCCCUCUAGUAACCAUCAGUCCAGUUACUCCAUUCUUUGUGCUGUUUGACACAGUUACUCCUUUCUCCUGGCUGAUGUACAAACAGCGAUACAAUAUCAUGUGAUUGAGCUGCUGUUUACAUUGUAUGAUACAUCUCUCAUGACAAACUGGCUUCAUAAGUGUCUAGUCUGAGCUUUCGCUCAAAUUGUUUAAAGGUGUAGGGACCGACGGCAGGAUUUUGUAUGAAAUUUUGCACAUUGCAGGGAUUUGCACCCAAUACGGGACCACAUAUCUGAUGUAACAUUGUAGACGGGGCUGAAUUGCAGGUGACUUAGAAGCAUGGAUUCCUUUUUAACCCCAUGAAUUGUUGUUUCCAUUGAAGGGUUGAAGUGUAAUCAUUCCUACGAUCGUAGUGCAGCAUUGUCUUUUGUUUUAUCCGAAUAUGCAGGAGAAACUGCAUUAUGCUCACACAGAGAAACACCUAUGCAGGUCUGGGGACUGAGGUUGGAGUUGGUUGAACAUGUUUUGAAGGUAUAGUCCC